Molecule: messenger RNA, 1352 nt
Organism: Phlebotomus argentipes
Lineage: Eukaryota; Metazoa; Arthropoda; Insecta; Diptera; Psychodidae
Product: venom protease-like
Exons: 6
Coding region: 111-1268 (385 amino acids)
Biological process (GO): proteolysis
Molecular function (GO): serine-type endopeptidase activity
Source: RefSeq, a predicted model, not a curated record
AAGGAAUUUGGAAUUAAAAUAUCAAGAGAGAGAGUGAAUGAAUCUCAAUUCAACAUCUCAGUGUGAAUUAUGGUGUUAGAGCUACCGAAAGUGUGGACAAGUAUUUAGACAUGAUUUGGAGAAAUUAUCGCUCAAUUCUAAUUCUAAUCUGCUUCAUUAGUAUUGUCCACUGCGUGCCACUCAAUAAUAAUGAACAAGCGCCGUUUAUGGGAAAUUCAAUCAUGACACCAAAUAAGACGAGCGACGUGGAUUUGAAUUCACUGGACUUACUGAUGGGAACAUUUAGUCUUCUUCAGCGCUACCAAGUGUGCACUGCCCCGGACGGCAGGAAGGGUCGCUGCAUGCACUCCAGGCACUGCACUGCCUUCAACACCCAGCAGAAUAUUGGGGAGGUGAUGGGGUACUUGUGUGUGAUUGAACAGACCUCCAUUGGCGUGUGCUGUGUCGAGAACGUGACCAGACUGAGCUUUGGCGACACGGUAGAUCCGCCGUCUGAGGGAAGGAUUGUCAACCGACCUGAGGAGCGUGGGUGUGGGGUGUCUACUGGUCAGUUUCCCAAGAUAAGUGGCGGACGUCCUGCCCAUCCAACCGAGUGGCCUUGGAUGGCAGCCCUGCUCACCAGAGGAUACACUAAAGCAUUCGGCGGCGGAGCUCUCAUCACAGACAGACACGUACUCACGGCUGCCCACUGCACUGACGGCCUGAAGGCAGAAGAGCUUUUCGUGCGCCUCGGCGAGUAUGACUUUAGCAAGCGAGAUGAGACAAGAGCGAGAGAUUUUCGAGUGGCAGAAAUUCGCGAACACGAGGACUAUGAUACUAUUACGUAUGAGAACGACAUUGCCAUCGUGAAGCUCCAGAGGCCCACCCUUUUCAAUACCUACAUUUGGCCCAUUUGCUUGCCGCCAAUUGGGGAAACGUGGGAAGGACACAAUGCUGCAGUGGCAGGAUGGGGCACGCAAUUCUUCGGUGGGCCACAGUCUGACGUGCUUAUGGAGGUCUCCAUGCCAAUCUGGAAGCAGUCUGACUGUGUGGCCGCUUAUGCUAACCGCAUUGAAAGUUCAUCCAUGUGCGCUGGUGGCCGCCAGGAUGGCAAGGAUUCCUGUCAAUCAGACAGUGGAGCUCCUCUAAUGGUGAUGCUCCCCAAUCGCCGCUGGGUCGUCGUCGGCGUCGUCUCUUGGGGUGUGCAAUGCGGCCAACCUGGCCGACCCGGCGUCUACACCCGCGUGACUUCCUACAUCGAUUGGAUCGUGGAGAAUGCAGUGUUUUAAAACUCUAACGCUUCAGAACGCUUCAUCACAGAAUAUAUUGAAUUUCCCAGUUUUCUCGCAGAGAGCUUAGAGAGUGAAAAUAAA